AGUAGAGGGCGCACCCUAUCAACUUCACUGCUUGAUUCUGGUGUAUUCGAUUUCCAUCUUUCUGCAGCCGGCAUUGCCAACAUAUUUAGCGACUUUUCAGACACCCCUAGCGACUUUUUUUUUCCAAAAAAAAAAAAAAGCGAGUAGCGACAAAUCUAGCGACUUCUUGGACAAACCCUAGUGAGUCUCUGUGAUCGCUGGUACUGCCGCCCCGGCGCGAGGUCAGCGCGCACGCACCUCUUUCUCUGCAUCUGCUCUGUUCAGCGAGCGGCUGAGAGGAGCAGCCCGUGCAGUUAAAAUAGAUAUUAUGUUGCUUCUCUAAUUUUACAUGCAAAUAUAGCCAAAAUCACAGCACAGGAAUUGUUUUUGUCUUGUCUUAUGUGUAUUAUUUGAUUUCAUCAGACGACGGCUCAAUUAUAAAUCAGGAUUAAUGUCUUGGAAGGGAUAGCUGGUUAUGCAGUCUUAAAGGGCCGCGUUUCAGUCAUCAUUUCAUAUUUAUUCUGUUGUCUGACAACAGAAACCGUAAAAUAUAUAAAUGAAAACAGUUUUAUUGAGAAUUCGGAUGCAUUAAAAUACAGUAUGUGAGCACAGGGAGACAAACAAAAGGCAAUAAGACGGCGAUGACAUCAUGAAUAUGCUAAUUAGCAUAUGACAUCAUCUAGCGACAUUUAGCGACUUUUCAAACUUGCUUUAGCUACUUUCCAUUGAAAGAAGUUGGCAACACGGCGUUAUUCCCACGAGCUUCUUAACACCCUAAAGCUCCCCAAAGCUAUGUCUGGAUAUACUGCUGGACAGUGUUUCAUGUAUUUCUGCUGCUCUCUGCUCUCCUUUGUGCCUUCUUGCCAUGCCUUUAACGACGCAAUCUCAGAAAAACAAGAAAGGAGUGUUCCACAAAUGUUUGACCAAUUUACUGAAUUGCGGGAUGUGGUUUUUGUGAUACAGAGCCAGAAAAACUCAUAUCACACCUACAGGGCUGAACAAAGAAGAACAGAGCUUCUCCAUCAGGCUCAAACCUUAAACCAGAGUUCACCAGAUGUUGUGCUCCUUCACAAGCUGUCAGACUAUGAUGGAAACUGGAGCAUUCUUCCGGCACUGCCACACCUUGCCUCACAAUACUGUCAAACAUCUUCGUGGAUUGUGUUUUUGGAAGAAGAGACCAACGUGAACUUACAUAACCUUCUGCAGGUGCUGAGUAAAUUCAAGACAAGAAAGGAGUGGUUUCUGGGCAGACCCCUCCAUGAUGAUGAACCAACAAUUAUCCACCACUAUGCUUUCUCAGAGGACCCCUACAGCUUCACUUAUCCUGACUUCAUGGCUGGCUGGGCCCUCAGUUGCCCCCUGGCUAAGCGAACCGCAGAACGUGUGAAUUAUGAGCCGCCCAAAUCAGAUUUCACGAUUGACCUUCAACAUGAGAUUGCCCUCUACAUUUGGGAGGGAGGGAGUGGUCCUACUUUGACUGCGGUCAAUGAGUUUUGCUCAAAGCUACACAGCUCGUCCUCAACAGGAGAUUGUGCUACGACCGUCAACACCUUGUCCGCUUGUGGAAACCCUGUGCAGAAGGAGGACGUCUUUGUUGCUGUUAAAACAUGUCAAAGAUUUCAUGGAGAUAGAGUUCCUUUAGUCAAACAAACUUGGGAAAAGGAUGCUGCCUCGUUGGAGUACUACAGUGACAUCGCAGACCCAUAUAUACCCACAAUCCACUUGGGAGUCCCUAACACAGAGAGAGGGCACUGUGCAAAAACAUUUGCCAUCCUGAAGAGGUUUGCGAGUGGGGCAGUAACAAAAGCACCUUGGUUGCUCAUAGUGGAUGAUGACACACUGAUCAGUCUUCCCAGACUGCGGAGGCUGCUGGGUUGUUAUGAUCCAAAUGAAGCUGUGAGUGUUGGAGAACGUUACGGCUAUGGGCUUAGCAGGGACGGCUACAGCUACAUCACUGGAGGUGGAGGGAUGGUGUUCAGUAGAGUAGCGGUGCAGAAUAUUUUGGCUGGUGGCUGCAGCUGCCGCAGUUCGGAUGCCCCUGAUGACAUGGUGAUAGGGAUGUGUCUGACCACACUGGGACUCCCGGUCACACACAGCCCGCUUUUCCAUCAGGCUCGUCCACAAGAUUACAUAAAAGAGCUUCUGGCACGACAGAGCCCAAUAUCCUUCCACAAACACUGGAACAUCAACCCUGUGGCCGUAUACCAGCACUGGCUUACAGAGUCAAAUCUGAGGAGACCGCACUCACUCACAGAGACCAGAGAGGAUCUGUAGAUGGAGCUUAUGGAGUGUGUGUAUUUAAUUUAAUAAUUUGAUACUGUAGAAGCAUUGAAAUAACCAUGCAAUCGAAAUUAACCCUAUAUAUAUUUUGUUAAAUGCAUUCCUCAUAUUAAUCUAAACAAUUCUUUGGUUCAUGUUAUUCUAAAAAUUCAUAUCACAGUCUGAUAAAUUUCCCACUCAAUUUUUCAUGGUCAUGGUUUCAUAUUGACCUUAAAGGGUUACUCCACCCCAAAAUGCAAUUUUU
Onychostoma macrolepis is the source of this 2503-nucleotide messenger RNA. RefSeq names its product beta 3-glucosyltransferase b (gene b3glctb). Lineage: Eukaryota; Metazoa; Chordata; Actinopteri; Cypriniformes; Cyprinidae. The coding region runs from base 772 to 2253 and encodes 493 amino acids. The transcript has 15 exons. Gene Ontology annotation, molecular function: acetylglucosaminyltransferase activity. The record is from RefSeq and is a predicted model, not a curated record. Gene Ontology annotation, cellular component: membrane.